UAUGGGUGAUGUUCAAUGAAGAUUGUCCACUCUCAAUUGUGGAAGACUGAAACUCGAACGAUGCGUGGCGUUGCUCUGUUGGCUUUCUGCUUGGCGGCUGUGGCAGCCGUGCCUAGCACUUCAAGACUGAGUGAUAAAAGUUUAUCCACUAUCGACCAGUAUCCCUCCAGCGCCUCCAUCCUCAGCACUUGGGAUGACAUCGCCUUGGUUUAUGUCUGCGCCGGUGUCAUCAUCAACAACAGGUCUAUCCUGACAGCUGGCCAUUGCAUGUACUACCGUCCUCCUUCUCAAUACCGCGUCCGAAUUGGAUCGUCUUACACCAACUCAGGUGGCCAGGUUCUACCCGCCUUACAAUUGAUCAUACACCCUGACUUCAACGACGCUAAUUUACAUUCUGACCUGUCUAUUGUCCGCACGCCAGUAUUUACCUACAGCCACAACAUUCGGCCCGCACCUAUUGCUGGGUACAACCUUGCUGACGACCUGAACGUUUGGGCUACGAGCUGGCGCCAAAUUGAGGGAGAUCGCCAAAUCAGUGAGGAGCAGGUCGUGACUAUUAGCAACGACCUCUGCAGAACUCGCUUUGACGGUAUCGACGCUGAAGUCACCUCUGACGUAGUCUGCACCAGAUGGCCUAAUCAAGAGUUCAAUGGCUAUUGCAGUGGGUUCGGCUCUGGCAUAUACCAGUCUGGCAUCCUCGUCGCCGUCCACACAAACUGCUUCGGUUCACGCCCCGCUAUCAACAUUCGCGUGGCCAACUACACAUCUUGGAUUCAGUCGAAUGCCUGAAAUGUU
Trichoplusia ni (cabbage looper) is the source of this 795-nucleotide messenger RNA. RefSeq names its product trypsin CFT-1-like. Gene Ontology annotation, biological process: proteolysis. The transcript has 5 exons. NCBI's taxonomy places the organism in Eukaryota, Metazoa, Arthropoda, Insecta, Lepidoptera, Noctuidae. Gene Ontology annotation, molecular function: serine-type endopeptidase activity. Bases 16 to 789 code for a protein of 257 amino acids. The record is from RefSeq and is a predicted model, not a curated record.